CGCUACUGAGCAGACUCAAUCUAGUUAGCCAUGGCGGCGACAGGAGGAGGGAAAAUCAGAUCAAGAAGAUAUCACAUCGCUUCAAAACCAUACGCCAAGGGCAAACAGCAGCAGCCAGGCCUGAUCAGUCGAGUGACGGAUACAGUGAAAAGCAUAGUCCCCUCCUGGCUGCAGAAAUACUUCAAAAAUGGAGAAGUUGCAGAGGGUGAAGAAGCUGCAGUCAGGGUGGAGCGGAACAAUGUGGCUCCUCCCCCCAAUGGCAAUGAUGAUGGUGCCCCACACCCAGAUGGACGAGACUCUCCAGAGCCUAGCACAAGUAACACAGAACAAUCUACAAGCAGGGCAUCACUGAACUUCCAUGAUGCUCUGUCAAGGCCCCCACUCAAUCGCACCAAUCUUCAAUUCCCCUCUCUUGAUGGCUCUCCUGCACUAGAGGGAUCAAGUUUCCUUUUCUCACAGCCUUCCACAUCUACAGCACCCUUUUCGGGAAGCCCUUUCGCUCUAACCUCCAACUUUUCCCUGGUGAAGGAGAUCAAGGAUUCCAGCUCUCAGCAUGAGGAUGACAACAUCUCUACCACCAGUGGCUUUUCAUCACGUGCAUCUGAUAAAGAUGUGCCCACGUCAAAGACUGUGCCACUCCUCUGGUCACCAGAGAUGGAACGCACCCACUCUGGAUUACAGUCUGGCAUCAAGAAACCAGCCUUCAACCUGUCAGUCUUCGGCACUUCCUCAUCAUCAGUGUUAAAUAGUUCAGUUCUGAACUCCAGUCAGUUGGGGAAUUCGCCCUUCUACCCAGGGAAGACCACAUAUGGAGGAGCUGCUGCGAUCAGAACAGCUCGUACACGUCCUGCUACCCCUUACCAGCCUCCUGUUAGGAGACAGAUAAAGGCAAAGCCAGCUGGAACUCAACCUUGCGGAGUAACCAGUGCUACAGCUAGACGCAUCCUUCAGUCGCUGGAACGCAUGUCCAGUCCUCUUGCUGAUGCAAAAAGAAUUCCUUCUACAGUUUCUUCACCUUUGUCAACAUCACUGAAUCAAACAGACCUUGACAUUUCACAUUUCCAGUUGAAGAGGAAAAAGCUGGAGUCAUCAGUCCCUCCUGUGCAGAAGCUGGUGGUCCCAGCAGCUACUGCAGUGUCUGGUAACCGUUCGAUGUCCUUCAGACCAUCACUCACCCCAGGUGGAGUUAACAGAGUCUGCGAAAAAGCCAACAGAGAGAAUCCUGCAAGACAAUCCCCUCCAAUUUCAGAUAAGAUCCCUCCCAGCACAAGCAUUUUGUCCUAUCCCUUGUCCAGCACCCCAGCGGCCAGCAGCUCUAGUUCAGGAGGGGGCAAGAUGAAGAGAGAAAGGACUGCAAGACCUUCUACCAAAAGACUUGAUGAUGAGGUUGCUGAAGAACCAGACUUGCCACCAGCCUCACUCCCCAGUAAUUUCACAUUGCCCUCCUUUAGUUUCUCCCCUCCUCCUCCCACUUCCUCCCUGACCUCCAGCACAACACCACUUACAGCGGUCUCUAAUGGUCCUGCUGUAAACAAGGAACCAGCAUCUGUCCCAUCCUCACCCCCAUCUGUCCCCUUCACAUUUUCAUCACCUUUUGUCAAGGCAACAGCUACCAGUCCUCCAUCUUUUUCUCCAUCAUCUGGAUUCACCUUCAGUGCUCCCACCAUGAAAACAGGACUCUCUUUCUCCAACGGAAAUCUCACCCAAACAGUAGAGCUAGUAAGAUCAGCUGCCAGUGAAAAGGAGUUGGAAGAAACCUUCAAACCUGCAAAAGUCUUAAAACAGGGCAGUGUGCUGGAUCUACUGAAGGGACCUGGAUUUUCGUCCCCUACUCAGAGCUCAGCUAACAAACCCUUACAGACUGCAUCAUUGACGCGGAGUACAACCUCUGCUCCUCUUUAUAGUUUUGGUGAUAAAUUUAGACCUCCUGCAGGAUCAUGGAGCUGCGGCACUUGCCUUUUGCAGAACAAGUUCUCAGACAAUAAAUGUGUGGCUUGUCUCGCACCACAAACUAUUACAGACUCUAAAUUGGACAGUAAACCUGCUAAGACCUCUGCAAGCAUCAGUUCUGUCUUUGCCCCUCCAGCUGGUAGCUGGGAAUGUGACACAUGUCUGGUUAGCAACAAACCAGAAGUGGUUAAAUGCGUAGCUUGUGACACAGCCAAACCUGGGACUGGAGUGAAAUCAAGCCUGACUCUACCGGCUCCCUCUGAGACCUCAUCCAAGCUCUCUGCUGCCCCUUCAGCCUACUCUAUAACCACUGUGAGCACCACUUCUACAGCAACUGGACUGUUAGGGUUUGGGGACAAAUUUAAUAAACCAGAGGGGGCUUGGGAUUGUGAUGUGUGCUGUGUUCAAAACAAGGCGCAGGAUGUUAACUGUGUUGCCUGUCAGACCCCUAAACCAGGAGCUGUAGCCACACCGGCCCCGACUCCUGCCUCUGCACCUGCAAGCACUGCUGCACCUUUGUUAGGAUUCGGAGACAAGUUCAAGAAACCUGAAGGGAGCUGGGAAUGUGAGGUGUGCUGUGUUCAGAAUAAGGCAGAGGACCAGAAGUGUGUGGCCUGCCAGUCAGCAAAACCAGGAGCUAAAGUAGAAUCCAAAGGUAUUAGUUCUUUUGGCAUUCAGUCCAACUGUACAGACUCAAGCUCGUGUGGUUUCAAGUUUGGUACCGACUCUAUGGACUCAACCUCUGCUGGACUAAAAUUUGGGGGCACUUUUUCAGAUUCUUCUUCCAAUGCAGGAGGAUUUAAAUUUGGAUUGGGGUCCUCUGGUGACUCCACCUCAAAUUCGGGAUCCUUCAAAUUUGGAGGCUCUUCCUCCGAUACCUCUUCUGGUGGCAUCAAACUUGUUAGUACCUCCUCAGAAACCACAGCAGCAAGCACAAGUUCAACAGGGGGCUUUAAUUUUGGUAGUUCUUUGACCACAACUCCUGCAUCUACAAAUGAAGAGAAGGUGGCUGAGUCUCAGAAUUCUAGUGCAGGAUUUAAAUUUGGUGGCAGUGGUGGAAUCACUAUUGGCUCUGAAAACUCCGGAUGUUUAUUUGGAGCUAAACCUAAUGAGAAAAUAAGUUCCAAUUCAUCAUUUAGUUUCUCAGUGCCUGAGUCCAAGGCAAAGAAGGAUGAUGCUCCUGCUCCCUCAGAAACUGUUUCAACCACCACCACCACAACAACAACAGCAGCAGUAAACACCAUCCCUGAUUUUGGCAAAGUAACUGAAUCUUCUCCAUCUGCCCCAAAGUUUGGGGAACCAGCAGCUAAAGAGCCAACACGGGGGACGUCUCCCUUCACCUUUGGAAAACCAGAAGAAAAAAAAGAUGCCUCCAUGCCCUCGGUUGCGUUCUUAUUCAGUUCUGCCAAGGACGCUGAGAAAUCAACGGCAUCCUUGGGCUUCUCUUUCAGCAAGCUGGACCCUCCAAAAGAUCUUCCCAAGUCUACAUUUGCAUUUGGUAAACCUGCUGAAUCAACAGAACCCCCAAAGCCAUCAUUUGGUUUUGGACCGAGUGUGGCAGACACGUCUGCUCCAAAACCAACUUUUGGCUUCAUGGCCAACUCUUCAAGCACCCCUGCUUCCUCCAGCUCCACCCCCAGCCUUUUUGGCACCCCCACUACUUCUUCCCUGGUCCCCACCUCUGCUCCAACGAGUACCUUUAUAUUUGGUCAAAAUUCCUCCUCUGAACCUGCCCCAGCAAAGUCUUUUGUGUUUGGACUGCAGCAGGACAGCCAGCUAGCACCUUCUGCUGCACCUACCCCAACACAACCUUUCCAAUUCGGCACAGGCUCAAACUCUGCUGCCCCUGCUUUCACCUUUGGUGCUGCUGCGUCCUCCACGCCAGCCUCUGCCGCUCCUGCUUCCUCUGCCAACCCUUCCCCAUUUGUCUUCAGUUCUACCACACCCUCAUCUGGUUUUGGCACUGGGCAAACCCCCAUCUUUGGACAGGGAAUGUCUCAGAGCAGCGCUCCUGCGUUUGGGUUAGCAGCACCUUCAUUUCCAACCACAGCCUCCCCAGCCACUACCUUCAGAGCCAAGCCCAGUUCUGCCCCUGUAUUUGGCCAGCAAGCCAACCCUACACCUACGUUUGUACCUGCUGCUGCCUCCACUGGCCGAGGAGGGUUUCAGUUUGGAAGCACUGGUGGGUUUGGAUCAUCAGGGAGCAGCAGUGGUGUGUUUGCUUUUGCCGCUGGAUCAGCAGCUCCAGCUACACCUGCGGCCAGUCCAGCCAUGUCCACCCUAAAUGCUCCCACUGGAGGAUUCAGCUUUGGUCAGAGCCCUACCUUUAAUAUUGGGUCAGCAAAGAAUCCAUUCCCCCCAACACCAUCUGGACAGAAUUCAAUCGCCGGACGCAAAAUCAAAACUGCUGUUCGACGCAGGAAAUAGAAGUUGUAAUGGAUUUUCGUGAUUCAGGCUGCCUCCUGAUGGGACAAACACUGAAGUAAUUAGUAUUUUGAGCAUGGCGCUGUGAAAACUCAUAGUUUUGUGGAAUUCGUUUUGCUAUCAUUGAAGAAACUGAAUGGGGGAACACUGGCCUACACGGAGAACUUAACCAAGACUUCAAGAUGCAAAAUAACAUUACAAUCAAGCAAGAACCUUUUACUUUAUUAAAUCUUCUCACCUUCUGCAUUGUGUGCAGGAUUUGCUUUUUCAUGUUUUGUAAGUAAAACAAAAACAAGAAUUUAAAAAGUUGCUCUGAAGAAUAAGUAUUGAUGUAUUGCUUAUGCUUGGGUUGACUUAAUAUGGCUGAGAGAGUGACCUAGUUGCUGAAUUUAUAGAAGAGUGCAUUAUCUUUGUACUGAUUGACCUGUGUUUCCUGUGCGCAGGUUAUGUUUGUGUGGUUUCUUUGUAUGUGCCGAACUGUGUUUGAUGUAAAAAUUGUAGCCUGAGUGCUGUCUUGAGUGAGAAGCAAAAUGAAUGUUUUAAGGAGGCAGAGAGAUGGUGAGGACCACUCUCCUCCGCUGCAGAGAUAUGCAGGCAAGGAAGAUAAAAGGAAGUCUUGAAUUCUUCUCCUUAGAUCUUCUAUAAAUCUGUAGUUCCAAAUCUGUUCACGUUCAUCUUGUACACUUUCUUAUUUCCUUUCUCUUUUUUUCUUUCUUUUUUUUUUUUUUUUUGUCUACCCUCUCAAUUUGAUACCAACUUUUCUUCCACUAUCAAUUCUUUUACUGUCCUCUCAUCCUUCAACUUGCGCUUCUGAAUCAAUUAAUUGGCCUUUUGAAUAUUAUUAAAAAAUUGUAAAUAGUGACUUUUUUUAAUCUGUGAAGUUGUUAAACCAUAUAUUUUUCUUUUUUUUUUCUUCAGUGUUCUGUCUUUUAGAAAUUAUUAUGUAAAGCCCUUCAUUCAAAGUUGCCCAAAUCCAUUUAAAAUUUAACUUAAAUGCAAAUUUGGGAUCCUUUUGAAGACUAAAGUCUUGGAGUAUUGGCUUUUCUGAUCCACUUUUGUUUGGACCAAAACCAGUAUUGUAAAAAGUGUUAAGUAUAUAUUUUUCUAUGACUUGUUUAAAUGGACUUAGGGUGACUUUGGAUAGUAAGGAUGUCUACUUAAUUUUAAAGCCAUGAUAAUUAUUACUGGCUGAGUGAUAAAUAAACCAUGGGUAAUU
Xyrauchen texanus (razorback sucker) is the source of this 5590-nucleotide messenger RNA. Its product is annotated as nuclear pore complex protein Nup153-like. Bases 31 to 4377 code for a protein of 1448 amino acids. Lineage: Eukaryota; Metazoa; Chordata; Actinopteri; Cypriniformes; Catostomidae. The transcript has 22 exons. Gene Ontology annotation, molecular function: structural constituent of nuclear pore. Gene Ontology annotation, cellular component: nuclear pore. Gene Ontology annotation, biological process: protein import into nucleus; RNA export from nucleus. The record is from RefSeq and is a predicted model, not a curated record.